Messenger RNA from Cynara cardunculus var. scolymus (artichoke), 1074 nucleotides. RefSeq names its product D-galacturonate reductase-like. Gene Ontology annotation, cellular component: cytosol. The record is from RefSeq and is a predicted model, not a curated record. NCBI's taxonomy places the organism in Eukaryota, Viridiplantae, Streptophyta, Magnoliopsida, Asterales, Asteraceae. The transcript has 5 exons. The coding region runs from base 1 to 1074 and encodes 357 amino acids. Gene Ontology annotation, molecular function: aldose reductase (NADPH) activity.
AUGUUGGUUAUCACCACUUUUGACACCGCCACGGUCUACAAAACGGAGAAAUCUCUAAGAGAAGCCAUCAAGGAAGCCAUGAAACUGGAGGGCCGUUUACUAAACACUUACUUGAUAAACAUGAUUCCGGAGAUGAUGAUCAGUUCUUCCGAUGGUCCUCGACCCAUUCCAGUGAUCGGAAUGGGAACCGCAACACUGACUGCCGGCAGUGAUGAGGUGAAAGCGGCAAUUCUUGAGGCCAUCAAGGUGGGUUAUCGCCACUUUGACACAGCCGCAUUCUACCAAACCGAAAAUUCUGUUGGGGAAGCCAUAAAAGAAGCUCUGAGACAGGGUCUCAUCAAGUCUAGAACCGAGCUUUUCAUUACCACCAAGCUGUGGUGUAACUCCGCCGAGCGCCACCUUGUUUUACCAGCCUUGAAGGAGAGUCUCCGGAAUUUGGGACUCGAGUACGUAGAUUUGUAUCUGAUACAUUGGCCGCUAAAGCUAAACCAAGAGCAGUACAAGUUACCCGUUCCAAAGGAGUGUGUAGCCGCGAUUGACAUCAAGGGUGUUUGGGAAGCAAUGGAGGAUUGCCAGGAUCUUAAACUCACGAAAUCCAUCGGUGUCAGCAACUUCUCUUGUCGAAGAAUUCAAGAAAUUCUUUCAUUCGCUAGAAUCCCUCCUUCUGUAAACCAGGUGGAGAUGAACCCACUUUGGCAGCAGAAUGAACUGAACCGAUUCUGCAAAGCGAAUUCCAUCCUUCUCACUGCUUACUCCCCUUUAGGUGGCUACGGCAAUCCUUGGGGACACAAUCGCGUCAUGGAAUCCGAUGUUCUCCAACAGAUUGCCAUGUCCAAAGGGAAGACAAUUGCUCAGGUUUCUCUAAGAUGGUUAUAUGAGCAAGGUGUUAGUUUUGUAGUAAAGAGUUUCAACAUGGAGAGAAUGAAGCAAAACCUUGACAUCUUCGACUGGUCGUUAAGUCAAGAAGAGCUGAACAAAAUCAGUCGUAUUCCUCAACGUAAAAAUCUUUAUUUAGUGGGCAUGAUGGUGAAAGAACAUAACGAUGUAAUGGAUGAGAUCGAUGCAGAGAUUUGA